AUGUCUGCAAUUGAGAAUGUUAUCAACCCCAACCUCUACGGGAUUGUGGAUAUGGGGAGUAAUGGCAUCCGCUUCUCUAUCACUGACAUGUGCCCAUCUACAGCUCGAAUCAUGCCAAUAGUUUACCAAGAUAGAGCUGGUAUAUCUCUCUACGAUGCCCGGUUCUCCACUACUGGGAGUGGAACGGAUGGUGAGGGUGUAACGGCGCAAGGGCUGAUCCCCAAGUCGACUAUGCUGCAGGUUGUGACCAGACUGUCGCAUUUCAAGACCAUCUGUGCCGAUUUCGGGGUACCACCAGACAACGUGCAUGUGCUCGCUACUGAAGCAACAAGGACCGCUCCUAAUUCAGAAGAAUUUCGCAAGCAGAUCAAGGAUCGCACGGGAUGGGAAGUGAGAAUACUUUCCAAGGAAGAUGAGGGGCGUCUGGGAGCAAUGGGAGUCGCGAGCAGCUCAGCCUCUGUUGCCGGGUUGGUUAUGGACAUGGGUGGUGGCAGUGUGCAGAUUACUUGGAUGAUUGAGAAGGAUGGAGUCAUCACGACCUCUCCCCGAGGUUCAUUUAGCUUUCCUUACGGCGCUGCAGCGUUGACUAGGAGGCUAGAACAGGUGCAGGGAAGGGGAAAGGGGAAAGGUUCUAAAGCGGAACAGGAGUUGAGGGACGAGAUGAAGAAUAAUUUUCAACAUGCCUACCGGCAGCUCGAGGUGCCACCGAGUCUUCUGCAGGCUGCAGAGCGCCGGGGAGGAUUUGACCUGUAUCUCUGCGGCGGGGGGUUCAGAGGCUGGGGAUAUCUUCUCAUGAGCCAGUCUAAAUUUGGCGCCUAUCCAAUUCCCAUAGUGAACGGUUACAGAACAAGCAGGGGAGAAUUCUACGAUACAUCUACAGUGAUGGACAUCGUUUCGAAGAAAGACGUCAAGAUAUUCGGUGUCUCGAAGCGGCGAGAAUCGCAGAUGCCCGCCAUCGCACUGCUCGUGAAUGUCCUAAUGGACGCGUUGCCAGUGAUUAAGAACAUCCAGUUCUGUCAGGGCGGUGUACGAGAAGGGUUUCUUUUCGAUAAACUUCCUGCUGAGAUCCGGGCUCAAGAUCCUUUGUUGGUUGCUACAUCACCGUAUGCUCCGCCAUCCAGGGAGGCCAUUAAGGAACUACUCAUCUCAGCACUCCCGGAGACGUCCUCACUCAUUGCAUCCAGAUGCCCACCUGAAUCGUUCUCUCCGAAUCUCCUUGCGGCCCUUUCGAAUCUCCUCUUUGCACAUUCUCGAGUCCCCAGGGAAUCCAGGUCGGCGGCUGCCCUCCAUAGCACAACUACGGGCAUCUUGGCAUCAACAAACAGCCUUACACAUGUUGACCGCGCUAUUGUUGCACUCAUCCUUUGCGAGCGAUGGUCCGGAGAUCUGGCACCAGCCGAGGAGAUGUUUCAGUACCGUCUGGACCAGUUACUAUCUGCACAGGAGAGAUGGUGGUGCCAGUAUCUCGGUCGAGUAGCGUCAUUAAUAGGGAUCGUUUACCCCUCCGGCCUGGUCCCAAAGGAUAAUUGGCGAGUGCGGUUAGAAACGCGUUGGGAUAUUGUGACCAAGAAGAAAGGCAGGGACGAUAUGCUCUGCCUCAGAAUCAUCUUGGAUGGCACCGAUACGGUUUUAACAGAGACAAUGCGGGACUCUCUCCGGGAUACCGGGGAAAAGAUCGAGAAGACUGGAAAGAAGAACUGGAUCCAUGUGCCCGAGGGAGACUACGGAGUCCGAGUGGGCGUGGAUAUUAUGGGAUGA
Messenger RNA from Monascus purpureus, 1758 nucleotides. Lineage: Eukaryota; Fungi; Ascomycota; Eurotiomycetes; Eurotiales; Aspergillaceae. The record is from the annotation of a GenBank genome assembly.